AGCGAGGGGAGAGGAGUGAAAACUCCCUUGCCCCACUCUGUGCCUCCUUGGCUGCACAUGAAACUUUGCCAUGGGGACACUGAAGGCUCCUUGCGAAUGUGCAGCCCUUCUUCUGCCCACCUACUACUAUACUGCAAGCGGGUCAUUAUUCUCAUCAAUAUGAUUUAUAUACUGCUUUUCAGCAAAAAUGCUCACAAAGUGGUAAGGAUUCAUGUGGUUGCAUGCUCCAAGCACUUAUUUCUGUUAUCAUGCUACAGCCCAAUCCUGAGUCUGUAUGAUGGAUUGGAAGUACGGAGUACAAUGAAGCUAUUCUUCCUAAUAAGUGUGCAUUAUAUUAUAGCAUUUUGCUUUCCCAAAACUGCAGACUUCAAUAUGGUAAGUGCAUAGGCAAUGAUAAAUGAACUCUCGCAGAUACACUCAGGAAUGGAUAAUCUCUAAUAUGGUGAAUGUUUUGCAUAAAGAGAAGGCAUGAAAAAUGGCGCAAGGAAAAUAAGUGAUUCACCCAGGACCAUCAAGCUGCUCAGUGCCAGAGGCAUACACAGCAUUGAUUUGCUGAAUCCCUGGAUGGUGCUGUAGACGAUGCUCAUCUUGCCGUCUGUCACCUAUAUUUCACUGGUAGAGAAUCUAGUUUGAUCAUCAUAGGACAUUCAGCUGUGUAAGAAGCCCCGCAGUGGCUGAACAAAGCAUGAGCAGCAGCUACAGCAGCAGCAGCCGUUGGCUCCCUCUCUCCCUCUGCUUUGCUGAUUGCCAAACACACGCCCCUCUGUCUCGCAUUCAGUAUCUAACGGAGCAUCCAGCUUGGUGGGCUAGGGAUUGUCAGUCACUUUCAGAGGCAGAAGCCUGCCUUGUUAAUUCUGCUCAAGAAUGAGGCAGGUACCAGAGAAAAGGGCAGCAUCUUUGUAAUUGGAGGCGGAAGGCUUUCUCCAAAAGAGUUACUUUGAGAAAGUGCUUUAUUCUUGGUCACUACAAGUUGCUUUCAUACAGUGGAAGAAGAAUCGGAAGAAAUAAACAAAAGAGCUGGCUUCAGCACAGCAAUGAACCAGUAACUUCAGAAAGUUGCAAACUGUAUUCAAAAAAUCUUCAGUCCAAAACCAAAACAUAGGCAUGGGGCUGCUUGAUCAAGCCAACAGCACCAUCGUUCUGGAAGAAUUCGUCUUGGAUAAAAAGCUGCCAGUUGAUUGGCACACAAAGGGCCUUGUCACCCCUAGUCAGGGCCUCCAAGGAUCCAGUUAUCAUAUGAUGGACAGUACGAAGAUCUUAGGGGUCCAGAUCAUACUGAUAGCAGCCUACUCCCUAAUAAUUCUUCUGGGGUUCAUUGGCAACUCCUUAGUCAUUUACAUGAUUGUGAGGUACAAAACCAUGAGGACUGUAACUAACUUUUUCAUUGCUAACCUGGCUCUGGCAGAUUUAAUGGUGGACACACUCUGCUUACCCUUCACUUUGGCCUACACACUGCUGGAUGAGUGGAGGUUUGGGGCUGUACUUUGUCACUUGGUCUUCUAUGCUCAAGCUUUAAGUGUUCAUGUGUCUACCCUCACCUUAACUGUGAUUGCUCUGGACAGGUACAGAUGCAUUGUUUUUCACCUAGACAGCAGGAUAUCCAAGAAGAUCAGCUUCACUAUCAUAGCUAUUACAUGGAUAGUAGCUGCUGUCCUAGCCAGCCCAUUGGCCAUCUUCCGAGAGUACAGGUAUGAAGAAAUUCCAUACAUCGAUCUCAGAUUGGCUGUCUGCUCUGAAAAAUGGCCUUCAGAAAACAGAGAUGCCACCAUAUACAGCUUAUCCAUGCUCCUCUUGCAGUAUGUUCUCCCUCUUUCCAUCAUUUGCUAUGCCUACAUCAGGAUAUGGUUCAAGCUGAGAAGUCAUAUCAGUCCCAUUGCUAGGAAUGACAGUCACUGCCGCAGGAGAAAGACCACAAAGAUGCUGGUGAUGGUCGUGGUAGUGUUUGCCAUCUCUUGGCUCCCUUUCCAUAUUUUCCAACUUGCCAGUGACCUAGAUCUGGUGCUCAUCUUCCAUGAGUAUAAACUUCUUUAUACAGUUUUCCAUGUUGUGGCCAUGUGCUCCACUUUUGCCAAUCCUUUGCUCUAUGGCUGGAUGAAUAAGAACUACCGAAAUGGCUUCCUCAUGUUCUUCCGCUGCCAGAACAAGCCGGAGAGAUUAUAUACAGAAGGAUCAAUCAGAGGGCGGUCCUACACUUGUAGAGCAACCACCUUCAAUGGGAGCAUCAAACACUCAGCAGGCAAUGGACAGCUACCAACUUAUGUUUAGUACAUAAGCAAUUGUAUCUCCACAAAGAGGCUGGAACCUCGGUGGUGUCCUCUAGGACUGGUGCAUUUUCUAAACAUAGAAAUGUGUUGUAUUGCCAAACUGCUGUCACUCUCAUAGCCAAAUGGGAGAACCUUGUGUAAGUCUAAACAAAGAACCUUUGUUCUAUCUCAUGAAACAAGUUAAUUAAUCCUUGCCUUGUGUUCUGUGCUGCUUGUUACAUACACAUUGGAAAAUAUGUUCUACAAAGGAUGCUUUCCUUUUCUGUAAGAGAUAUGAUACCAUUUGGCUUCAAUGUUAUCUUAAGGGAUGGGAAAUCAAUGGACAGGAUUAUUAACUAUUCUUAUGCAUCCAAUGAGAAUAUCUGCACCACUACUGAAAAAUAGGAUAAUAUGGUAAACAUUAAAUGCAUUGUAUAUUCUUCUAA
Messenger RNA from Hemicordylus capensis (graceful crag lizard), 2689 nucleotides. RefSeq names its product neuropeptide Y receptor type 2-like. The transcript is spliced from 2 exons. Lineage: Eukaryota; Metazoa; Chordata; Lepidosauria; Squamata; Cordylidae. Gene Ontology annotation, biological process: G protein-coupled receptor signaling pathway. Gene Ontology annotation, molecular function: neuropeptide Y receptor activity. The record is from RefSeq and is a predicted model, not a curated record. Gene Ontology annotation, cellular component: membrane. Bases 1105 to 2265 code for a protein of 386 amino acids.